AUGGGUGUGCCUACUAACCACAGGGCGAUCCUGCUUGCAGGCUUCGUCGCAUUCGGUGAGUUGAUUGCCAGAUUCAUCUUCGGCUAUGAUAUGGGGGUCAUCUCGGGAUGCCUAAUCAUGACCGACUUCGCUGCUCGUUUCGGGCAAGUCGCUUCUGACGGCGUCCCGUAUCUAUCCAGCUCGCGACAGUCGAUCAUCACGUCGUUGCUCUCCGUCGGCACGAUCGUGGGGGCGAUCGCGCAGGCGUUCACAGCGGAUCGCUUCGGACGGCGUAGCUCCAUCAUCAUAUGGUCCGCGAUCUUCACCGUUGGCACCGUCAUCCAGACAGCGACGAACCGUGCGCUUGCGCAGCUCGUCUUUGGUCGCUUCGUGUCUGGUUUGGGCGUGGGAGGCUUGUCAGCGCUCGUCCCUCUGUAUAAUGGCGAGACCGCGCCCAAGGCCUUCCGAGGAGCUCUCAUUGUUGUUUAUCAGGUCCAGAUCUUUAUGGGGAUAUUUAUCAGCGAUUGUAUCGAGCUGGGCACACACAACAUAAGCGGCUCUGCGUCGUGGCGUAUCCCCAUAGGUUUACAGAUCUUAUGGGGCCUUAUUCUUAUCUCAGGGAUAUUCUUCCUCCCCGAGUCACCACGUCAUCUCCUAGGCACCGGCAGAGAAGCCGAAGCCGUGACUGUCGUAGCAGAGCUCAAUGGCCUUCCGGAAGACGACCCAGUUGUACAAGAAGCGAUCGAGGAACUUGAGUACGGUAUUAGAGCCGAGAAUGAAGGCGGGAAAGUGACCUGGAUGGAAUGCUUCUCCAAGCGGAACAUGCUGUGGAAGCGGACGAUCAACGGCAUGAUGCUUCAGUUCAUCCAACAACUGAACGGACAGAACUUCUACUUCUAUUAUGGCGAUACGUUCUUCCAGAGCGCUGGUACUCAGCUGUCUCCGUAUGUCAUCCAAACCAUUCUCGGGGCGGUGGCUGUAGCAGGAGUGUUCCCUGCCCUCUACUUCAUCGAUGCUUGGGGUCGUCGAAGGUCUCUCCUCGUCGGCGCCUUGCUCGAGGCCGUCUGUGCGGUCAUCGCGGGUCUCGCAGGACACUUCAUGCUCGCGCCUUCGGGAACACCCGUCAGUGAGCUCACGCCGCGCAAUCGGCAAGGCGGAGACGUCCUCAUCGCGUUCGCGAUCAUGCACGUAUUCACGUACGGUGCCUUCUGGGGGCCGACGCCUUGGGUAUACUUGGCAGAAAGCUUCCCCCUCCGAGUGAGACCAAAGUGUAUCGCGCUGGGCAGCGCUGCGAACUGGGUGUGGAAUUUCCUCCUGAGUUUCUGGUCACCACGCAUCGCUGCGCGGAUUGGCCCUCUCAUCCUGCUGAUCUUCUUCGGCAUGCUGAUCUUCGGUUGGCUCUAUACCUACCUGUUCAUUCCUGAGACGGUUGGCCUCACGCUUGAGGAGGUGGACGAGCUGUACCGGUCCGGUGUCAAGCCGUGGAACUCGCGCAAAUGGCGUCCCAGUGAGAAGCAUAUUCACGACAAAGCGUCUGUUUCAGCCGAAAUGGUAGAAGUCCAGGAGAAGAAGGAUGAAUCAGAGGCGUCGAGCCAAGCAUAA
Messenger RNA from Rhodofomes roseus, 1581 nucleotides. Its product is annotated as general substrate transporter. The transcript is spliced from 14 exons. NCBI's taxonomy places the organism in Eukaryota, Fungi, Basidiomycota, Agaricomycetes, Polyporales, Fomitopsidaceae. Gene Ontology annotation, biological process: transmembrane transport; carbohydrate transport. The record is from RefSeq and is a predicted model, not a curated record. Bases 1 to 1581 code for a protein of 526 amino acids. Gene Ontology annotation, molecular function: carbohydrate:proton symporter activity. Gene Ontology annotation, cellular component: plasma membrane.